Messenger RNA from Bufo bufo (common toad), 1236 nucleotides. RefSeq names its product gastrula zinc finger protein XlCGF17.1-like. Gene Ontology annotation, cellular component: nucleus. Lineage: Eukaryota; Metazoa; Chordata; Amphibia; Anura; Bufonidae. The record is from RefSeq and is a predicted model, not a curated record. Gene Ontology annotation, biological process: regulation of transcription by RNA polymerase II. Bases 19 to 987 code for a protein of 322 amino acids. Gene Ontology annotation, molecular function: RNA polymerase II cis-regulatory region sequence-specific DNA binding; DNA-binding transcription activator activity, RNA polymerase II-specific. The transcript is spliced from 2 exons.
GACCUGUACAAGGAGGCCAUGAUGGAGGAGCACCAGCCUCUUAUAUCACAAGAAAAUCCCAGUAAGAAAUGUGAAAAUGUCAUGUUACCACUAGAUGACGAUAUCAUGCAGCGCCCUUCAGGAGAAAAUAAUGUACAUCCAGAACUUCACAGUACAGAUCUGUCAUAUAAUUCUCCUAGUUAUGAGGAACCUUCUCCUGACCAAUCACAGAUUGUUACCGCAAGUACAAGUCAGAAAAGGAUUGAAAGGUUUCAUUGUGGUAAAGAAUCCACAAACAGCUCAGGACUUUCUACACACCGAAGACAUCACAAAGGAGAGAAAAUGUAUUCAUGUUCAGAAUGUGGGAAAUGUUUUACACUGAAAUCCAAUCUUGUUAUACAUGAGAGAUUUCACACUGGGGAAAAGCCGUAUUCAUGUUCAGAAUGUGGGAAAUGUUUUACACUGAAAUCCAAUCUUGUUAUACAUGAGAGAAAACACACAGGAGAGAAACCAUAUUCAUGUUCAAAAUGUGGAAAAUGUGUUACACAUAAAUCCAAUCUUGUUAUACAUGAGAGAAAACACACAGGAGAGAAACCAUAUUCAUGUUCAGAAUGUGGGAAAUGUUUUACACAGAAAUCGCAUCUUGUUAGACAUGAGAGAAGUCACACAGGGGAGAAACCAUAUUCAUGUUCAGAAUGUGGGAAAUGUUUUAGACACAAAUCCAGUCUUGUUACACAUGACAGAAUUCACACUGGGGAAAAGCCUUAUUCAUGUUCAGAAUGUGGGAAAUGUUUUUCGGAUAAAUCAGGUCUUAUUAAACAUGUGAGAAGUCACACAGGAAAGAAGCCAUAUUCAUGUUCAGAAUGUGGGAAAUGUUUUACAGAGAAAUCAAAUCUUAUUACACAUGACAGAAUUCACACAGGAGAGAAAGCAUAUACAUGUUCAGAAUGUGGGAAAUGUUUUUCAGAUAAAUCAAGUCUUCUAAAACAUAAGAGGAAUCACAUAUGAGAGAAGCUGCAUUCAGAAUCAGAAAAAUAUUUUUGCUUCUAAAGCCAAAAUUAGUCAUUAGUGAAGUCACACAAAAGAGAAGCCAUAUGGCCACAAUAUAAUGAAACAAUAUAUCACUGGGUCACAGACAUUGUUUUCAUUUCAGGUUGUAUAUUUGGAUAUAAAAGAUUAAUUGAUGUCACAUAACGGCUUCUAUAAAACAUCUGAUAAAUCCUGUUUAGGAAGACAUAUAUUCUGUUCAUGACUUGU